This is a messenger RNA of Peromyscus eremicus (cactus mouse), 2341 nucleotides long. It is a transcript of the gene Sprn, whose product is annotated as shadow of prion protein. Gene Ontology annotation, biological process: protein import into nucleus. Gene Ontology annotation, molecular function: nucleic acid binding. Gene Ontology annotation, cellular component: membrane; nucleus. Bases 283 to 726 code for a protein of 147 amino acids. The record is from RefSeq and is a predicted model, not a curated record. Lineage: Eukaryota; Metazoa; Chordata; Mammalia; Rodentia; Cricetidae. The transcript has 2 exons.
UGCAGCAGGGCUAGGAUGGGAGCCGGGCAACAGAAGGACUGGGGCUGUGCCUUUCUAAGCUUGCAGUACCUCCUCCCUUCGCGUCUCCCGGGGCUGAGCCUCCGUGGCAGCCCGCCCCUAAUCUUCAGGCGGAGGCUUCAGCAAAAUCCAGUCGUGAGCUCUGCCUCAGUAAGAGGGUCCUCGCCACCGCCGCACCUUUCCGCUUGGCUGGCCACCGCCCCUAUGCGCUAUGCGCUGUACCGCUGUUCCGACCUAGACCUGUGACCGAUUCUGCCCAGUAGGAUGAACUGGACUGCUGCCACGUGCUGGGCUCUGCUGCUGGCCGCCGCCUUCCUCUGUGACAGCUGUUCGGCCAAGGGCGGCCGGGGAGGUGCUCGGGGCAGCGCCCGCGGGGUACGCGGAGGCGCGCGCGGGGCAUCGAGAGUGCGCGUAAGGCCGGCACCCCGCUACGGCUCCUCUGUGCGUGUGGCCGCUGCAGGGGCAGCCGCAGGUGCUGCGGCAGGUGUGGCUGCGGGCCUUGCCACUGGCUCUGGCUGGAGGAGGACCUCGGGGCCUGGCGAGCUAGGCCUGGAGGAUGAUGAGAACGGGGCAACUGGAGGCAACGGAACUGAGCGAGGAGUCUACAGCUACUGGGCCUGGACUUCGGGCUCCGGGUCCAUUCCCAGCCCACGUGUUUGCCUGCUUCUGGGAGGCACCCUUGGUGCGUUAGAACUACUUUGGCCCUAGAUCAAGCUGAGCUCCGCCCCAGAUCUGACUCCUAGCCCGAGUCAUCGGGGCCCUAGGGACCAUCCCAGUGGCCUCUAGCUCAGAGAGUGACUUCCUUUUGCUGACUAUGGUUCCCCAGUCCAGAUGACAGUAUGGGCAUUCUGAGCCCACAAGCUCUCUUGCAAUUUGUGGACACUGUUUACUCUCUUGCCCAUCCCAGUCUCCCAAUCUUCCACCCUGGCAGGAACAGCUCCACUGCCAGAGAGGCAGGCUGCCCUCACUCUCCAGAGCUGCCCAAGAGGAAGUGUCGGGCCAUGCCUGUGUGCUUGCCCUGGACACACGAACAUGAAUUAAUGCUGACCACCAGGAAGAGGCCAUUCUCAGGUGGGCCUGCCUGAUUCUGCCACUAAAGCCCAAAAGACCUUGCGCCUUCCAUGGAAGCAGAAGGAACGAACCACUUCCCUCUGGACUUUACAAUUUGGUGAAGAGAACAUUCACUUGGACUGCAGUGUGAGAAAUGUCAGGUGCUAACCACCUGCCCAGAGCAGGUCCUAAUGAUGUCACAGCUCAGGAACAUCCAGAGCAGAAAAUACCCAUCCCAGGACACCCACUGUGGUCCUCCUUGAACAUGCUACCAAGGCCAAGGUAGUGUGUUUCUUCUUCAGAGACUGCCUGAGACACCUUCUGUCAACAGCGUUCCCCACUUUGAGCCGCUUGACCAUAAGGACCACUUAUCCGUUCCUAAGAUCCACUGAGAGUCAGGUUCCACAUUCAGAAACAUUCCAUUUCCUUUGACUUUAGGUUCACGAGUGAGGGUCACUUGGAUACAAUACCAAUCCUGCUGGAACUUUCUUUGUACAUGACCCAAACUGCAAGAUUCCCACAAUGCCAGUGGAGAGCAGCAUCUUGUGUUGGGAGACCCUCUCCCUUGGUAACAGAGGGACCGGGGAGGUAAGAGAAUAUGGCACCAUUGGCAGCUGGCAGCCUGCACUUUGGAGAACACAACAGUUCUUGGCCCACUGACGUCAGAGGAAAGCUAACAGACACAGCAAAGCCAGCCUCAGCAGGUUGUGGGUGAGUGUGGGCUAACACUACUAAAAGUUUUCUGACCAUCUAUAUCCAUCCUGAGAACAAAGCUGAGGCCCAGGGUGGCCUCAAAGAGAUGCACUACAGUCCUCACAUGGAUCUACAUUGGGGCAGACUGGCUCCUUGCUGCUCCAGGGCCCACCAGCACAUCCUUGCCCCAUGGAGUGAUGGGUCUCUGGGCUCAGUCAGUAUACACAAUGCUAGCCUGGCAAACCUCUGGCUAGUAUUCAGGUUUCAAGGCUAUUGGCAGGACCCUAGCCAAGCGAUUUCUUGACCAACAAGGUGCAGGGUGCAGCUCCCUGCACCCUCUCUCCACACUGCCGGUGCUCUUAGGCACAGACAGCCCAGAUGCUUCUCUGUCCCUUACAGACCAAGCUCAAUACCAAGACCAGCAAGCUAAGGGCCAAGCCCACUCAGGGCCUCAAAGGCAAGUACCAUCAAGUCUGGUACAGGGAGACCCACUAGGGCCCCUUCAGCUGGUCGAACACCUAUGGGGAUGCGCUACGUGGACCUGACCUUCACGUACCAGAGCACCAUGUGUUAGUUCUGG